Molecule: messenger RNA, 4131 nt
Organism: Sipha flava (yellow sugarcane aphid)
Lineage: Eukaryota; Metazoa; Arthropoda; Insecta; Hemiptera; Aphididae
Gene: Cals
Product: calsyntenin-1
Exons: 15
Coding region: 345-3248 (967 amino acids)
Biological process (GO): positive regulation of synaptic transmission; homophilic cell-cell adhesion; positive regulation of synapse assembly
Cellular component (GO): postsynaptic membrane; cell surface
Molecular function (GO): calcium ion binding; X11-like protein binding; amyloid-beta binding
Source: RefSeq, a predicted model, not a curated record
UGCGUGCGUAAGACUACGAGUAGGUUUAUAUUCAUUUUCUAUGUCAGUGCAGUUCUGCUUUCCCGCAUGCGUUUUGCUAUUACUAGUUACGAUCGAAUAUAUUCGUGUUUUUCGCGUGUAAUCAAAAGAUUGUCACUUACCACGACCCUUGGUAUUGGCAUUUAGUUUAAGAAAGUUAUUUGUUAUUAUUUUUUUUUUUUUUUUUUUUUUUUUAUGAUUUUCUAUCGAGACAUUGUUAUGAGUUUCCAUUAAACACAUACACGAUCGCGGUGUCAUCCGUUUCGCGUGAUCCGACGUAGUUGUUUUCCCUAUCCCAACGGAACGCCCGCAGUGCAGCAGCAAAAAUGCAUUACAAAACGUUGUCAUCGGCCGUCAUCGUCGCCGCUCUCGUGCUGUUCGUUUCCUGUUCAGAGACUUCUGACGAAAUUACACCCAAACUGGUGAUUGAUGAUGUAGUCAGUGGAUAUCAUGGUUUAGUUAAAGAAAAUGAAACACUAGUUGAAGUUGUUCCAGAAAUUUAUGCUAUUGGUGAUGUUUGUAAUUUUAACAUUGUCAAUAAACAUCACGGUGAAGCACCUUUUGAAAUAAUUCUUCGUUCAAAUGGUUAUGCUGAACUCCGGGCUCAUAAAACUUUAAAUUGUGAAAAACGCAAGACGUAUAAAUUUGAAAUUGCUGCAGUUUCGUGCUCUGGUAUUAUAUCUGAUAAUGUUACUGUCCAUAUUACUGUGGUUGAUAUAAAUGAAUACGCUCCUCAAUUCUUGGAAGCAUCUUAUGUUAAAGAAGUUGAUGAAGGGCGAUUAUAUGAAGAAAUAAUAAGAGUAGAAGCUACUGAUCGUGACUGUACUCCACGGUUUGGUGAUAUCUGCAAGUACGACAUACUUGAUGAUAAUCAACCUUUCACUAUUGAUAAUGAAGGAAGUAUUAGAAAUACAGAGCCAUUAGAUUAUGAUCAUAGUCAUAACUACAUAUUAUCAGUUGUCGCCUAUGACUGUGGUAUGAAACAGUCUACUCCUGCAAUGGUUACAAUUAAAAUUAAUCGUAUUUGCAAAUUGGGUUGGAAAGGUGUUCCCGAAGAAAUUGAUUACUCUCCAACUUCUGGUCGUAAAGAUUUGUUCCCCAAUGCUCAACUAAGAUUAUGUGAUGAUCCAUGUCAUGUAAAAAGUGUUAAUGCUAAGCUUACACUAGCAACAUCACAUAUUGGAAAAGGUUGUGAUCGUGAUACAUAUUCAGUUCAAAGUCAGAGAAAAUUAUGUGGGGCAAGUGAAGAAAGUGUUGAACUUUUACCAGCUAACCAUGUACCUUUAUCUGCUGGUAAUGCAAUUAAACAUGAUGAAGGUCGAGAAUCUGAUCAAAUGUAUGAAUUUGAUGGAAGUAGCACAGCUGUUGCUAUACCUAAUGAUUUUCUUGAUCAUGGUCUAUCAUCAGCAUUUACUAUAUCAACUUGGAUGAAACAUAAGCCUAUGUCACACCAAGAUAAACAUAUUAAGGAACAUAUUUUGUGUUCUGCUGAUGAUCAUAAAAUGAAUCGUCAUCAUUAUGCUUGGUUUGUUCGCAAUUGUCGUUUAAUUUUACUUUUAAGGCGUGAUUUUUCACAAGGAGAUCUUAAUAUCUUUAGACCAGCUGAAUGGAGAUGGAAAAUUCCACAGGUAUGUGAUAAUGAAUGGCAUCACUAUGCUGUGUCUGUCCAAUUCCCUAAUGUACAGUUGUACAUUGAUGGUGUACUUUUUAAAUCUGAAACUAAAAAUCCAGAAGUUAUUGAUGAUUGGCCUUUACACCCAACAAAGGGUAUUAAUACUACUUUAACUGUUGGAGCAUGUUGGCAAGGUUCAGAAAAUAAAAUGAAACAUCAUCUCAGAGGUUACUUGGCUGGCUUAUCAGUACUUUUACAUCAAUUAGAGAAACCUGAAGUAUUGGCAUGUUUACAUAAGUGUAAAGAAAGUUUAGAAGUACCUGCAAUGGAGUUGUUAGAACCUGGAAUGGAACUACUUACAAAUAGUGAAUUGACAGAGUUGUCUAUUGAGGGUGAUAAUAAGACAAAUUUGGAAGUAUUAGUAAGAAAAAUUGGUUACUCAAACAGCCGUGACUACCCAACUCCUGGAAGACGUAAUCUUCACUUAACUACUUCCCUUAUUUGUGAUGAUGGUCGUGAAGUUAAGAUGCCUUCCACAGAAAGUUAUGUAAUGGUUCACAGACCUCAACAGCCUAAUAUUAUUAUUAGUGGUAUAAACACAAUCCCUAGAGAAUACCACGAAUUUAGACAAGGUGUACAAAUUUUCCCUGAUAUUGCUAUUAAUAUAGAACCAGAAAGUUAUGAUUAUGAAACUAAACAUCCUGAAUUGACAAAUGUGUUAGAACGUCGUAUUGAUUCAUGUGUUAUCUCUGUUUAUCCUUCAUUAAAUCCUGACCACGAGAAACUUACAAUUCCUGCUCAUGUAUUGGCUAAAUUUGGAAUUUCUGCAAAGGUAUCCAAAGACGGUGUAGCUUUCAACAAUGCAGAUAUUGUAUUUCAUUAUCAAGAAAUUUUGCGUGAUGUACUAUAUACUAAUUUCAAACCUGCGUACUACUUAAAUCGUCAGUUUAAAUUGGUGUGCUCUGAAAUGAAUGGAAGAUUUUUGAGUAACGAAUACUUACAAACUUUGACUGUAGUUCAUCCAAAAUCUCCAACUGUUGCUGACAUUACUACUACACUUCCAACUACAGCUCCCCCAGCUGCUUUGUUAAUAGAUGAAAAUGAAGCUGAACCCCAACCAGCUCACGCUCAAGUGGUUCAACAUUCUGUAGAAACUAAACAGUCUAAAACAAUAGUUAGUGAUUUUGAGGGAUCUAUUGAUGAACGUGCACAGGCUAUUGUUGCUAGUGGUGGACAUGCUGUUACCAUUAUCAUUGUUGUGUGUGUUGGAUUCUUGGUGUUAAUGAUAACAUUAGGUAUUGUACGUAUUAAAGCUGCUCAUCAAAAAGCUUCACAAGAUGAAGUUCAGGACACUGAGAUGGCUUGGGAUGAUUCUGCUCUUAACAUUACCAUCAACCCUAUGGAGCAAUUGGAAUGUGAUAGUAGUGCACAAGCUGGUGGAGCGCUGUCAGUUGGCAAACAUAGGCAUGCUGAUAAUGAUGAUGAUUCUUCUGACGAUAAUAUGAGUUAUGAUUAUGAUGAUAGUUCAGAUGAUGGUGGUGGUAACGAAGAAGAUGAUGGCUUGCACAGAGGUUGUGCACCUCGUUUGGAAUGGGAUCAUUCUACCAUGUCCAUCUAAGUUGUAUUUUACUAUCAAAAAAAAUCAUACGCACUAAAAACGACUUGCAACACCAAACCUUAAAAAAGGUUAUAUGGUGAUUCUAUUUUUAAUACUAAACAAAAAUCACUCUUUUUUUGCAUAUCUUUCAAAAACGCUUGACUAACGCGCUUAGACUAUUCAAACUUUGUUCUUAGACAUACAAAUUUUUAAAUAAGUUAAAGAGUGGGGCAUUUUUGGAGGUCAAUCAUCAGACUUUUUUGCUGUCCUUAAGUUCAAAAUAUCUUAUACUGUUAUUUGUUUGCACUUAUAUCAUUUAUACUUUACAAUGUAUAUAAGUAUGAAAUGUACUAAAAUCUUGACACUGUUUAACUGUUUCUGUGCAACCGUUUAUUAUUAUUAUUAUUAUUUUUUUUUUUAUAUAAAUAUUCACAGUUAUAUCAUUUUACUAUUAUUUUAAGUAGCAUCAUCCCCACUCUUUCCUCUAAUUUAGUUUUCAUACACAACAAUUAUAUGUAUAUUUAUAUAUAUAUAUAAAUUGGAGAAGACUGUAAAUAAUGUAAAAAAAAGGCUAAAAUUCGCAUUUUUAAUGUGCCAUUUGAAUCAAUAAUAUAUGUUUAGUUGAGUUCUGGCAGCUUGAUAAAUCAAUACCAUUUCAAACAUUUCCUCCUUUCACUCCAUAUUUCCUCCCAAUGCACUUGCUUGCUGUCUUCUUAACAUUCGAACAGCCAUUUUCUUGCCCCAAUCUAUGUUUCCAUUUUUAUAUUUGAUACCGUCCAAGUAGGGUUUCCUCAUGAAUUUUUAUUUAAAAAAAAAAAAAAAAAAAAACUGUAUUUUUCACUAGUAUUAUUGGUUGUGCAAUAAAGUACUUAAAUAUAUUAUAAUAACAAAUUUAAUGAAAUUA